AUGCGCUCAUUGCGAUCGUCAAAAUCCUCCGUUUCAGGCACUGGAUCGAAAUUCUCCUUUGGAAGCAAGCACAACGAUAGUGGUCCGAUCGAAUAUUUCUUGCUCAUGGGCGAUCCGUUGAUGGCGAUGAAACACAAAGUGGUGUCGAGAUUGACUAUCAAGGAUCAUCACGAGUUGAGAUUGAUUCGCCGAAUGGAGCACGAUAACGUUCAUCGUUUCAUCGGUUUGUGCGAAGAGGCGAGUCCGGUGUUGACCAUUUGGAGAUUGGCGUCGAGGGGAUCACUAGAGCAAGUCCUAACCGGCAGUAGCAUGAACAUCGAUGGUUUCUUCAUGUAUUCCCUGAUUCGAGAUCUCGUCGAAGGAAUGUGUUACAUCAAUAAGUCAUUCUUGAAGGGACAUCGGAGAUUAUCAUCUCAAGUCUGUUACAUCGAUGAUCGGUGGCAGUUGAAAGGCUCUGAUCGAAAACAAAAUCUCAUGGAUCACGUGUUUAACAUUUUAGAGAACUAUGCCGAGACUCUAGAAAAAGAGGUACAAGACCGAACCGGAGAACUCGUCGAGAAAAAGAAAAAAAAUGUCGUGAAAUUCACGAAUUUGGCCGCAAAAUGCACACCAUUACAAAUUGUCAAUCUUUUAAACGAUCUGUACUCGACCUUUGAUCAGAUCAUUGAAGAACACGGAGUUUACAAAGGUAAAGGAGUGAUGUCAACGUAUUGGUUGCUUGGCCGAGUGGAUGAGCCAAUUCUUCCAUCAAUGAGUCAAAAUCGAAAUGAAGAGCCGCUCGUUCAACCAAGAGGCGUUGAAGAGAGCAGAUUUGAUCCGAUGAUCGAGGAUCUGGGAGGGGAGCAAGUGGAAGAUCUCGGCAUUUAUCGAAGUCAUCUCAAGAAAUUGCCCAUCAAUCAACCCGAUGAGAUCCAACCGGCA
This is a messenger RNA of Mesorhabditis belari, 921 nucleotides long. The record is from the annotation of a GenBank genome assembly. NCBI's taxonomy places the organism in Eukaryota, Metazoa, Nematoda, Chromadorea, Rhabditida, Rhabditidae.